AUGGGCCCGGUUGAGAUGCUCACCAUCAUCGAGAACAAACUGGAGGAGUACAACCGCUACGUGAUGGACCCCACGAACGGCAUCGAGGAGGGCCUCAUUCAAGCCGUUUUGAAGGCCGGGGAUAAGGAGCGGCGGCUUCUUACCCGGCUCCAGCUUAUUGCGGAGCAGGAACGCGCUCAGGAGGAGCGCGUUCGACAGGCCCUCGAGCGUUCCAACGCGCCGGUGAUGCGGCGGAUCGGGAAGCCGGUCCUGCCGCGUUCGCACCUCCCACGGGACGGUAAGACCCGCACGGCAAAACGGGCGUCCAUCCGUAAGGAUGAGCUCGAGGAGAGCAUUCAGAAGUUCUUCCGUUGA
Phytomonas sp. Hart1 is the source of this 354-nucleotide messenger RNA. NCBI's taxonomy places the organism in Eukaryota, Euglenozoa, Kinetoplastea, Trypanosomatida, Trypanosomatidae. The record is from the annotation of a GenBank genome assembly.